ACUAGCCGUCUCUAUGAAGUCGUACGCAAUGGUUUGCGAGACCGUUUUCAUGCACCCUCGCUCCCUCACCGAAUUGUGGUGCGAGCUUGAAUGGAAAAGGCGGCUGUGUCCACACCGACCGCGGAAGUCUCGACAAUACCGCGAACCGGCUCACCGGCACGUAGCUGCGUCCCUCCAUUUGUGGCUUGAUGGUCCCACCGGCCAGGCUCGUCUCACUCGAAGGCGGCUCUGUUUCGCGAGUACGGACGACUACGAUGUGCCGCCGCCUUGUUAAGUGUCUAUGGACACCGUUGUUGUUCGCCACCGCAUGCACGGCGCAGAACCUGGUUUCUAUGGAAGAAUGUGCGCGGGGCAAUGGCGUUCCCGGAUUCAAGAACUUCACCAUCUAUCCCUGCGACAGUGACCCAUGCGUGAUCAAGAGGGGUGAAACCUACAACGUCACCUUCUUCGCUGAAGCCACCGCAAACGCGAAUGUCGUCAUGCUGAGCACCAGCGUCCACCAGCAGUCCAACGCCACCCUGGUCCAGGUUGGUCAGACGGUCAGCUGCCACUUCCGGGACUUCCCCUGCAACGUGACCAAGGGAGAGCUUUUCCGUGGAAGUUACAACUUCGGCCUCAGCUUCGGCACUUUCGCUCCUGAGGAGGUUACGUAUUGGGUUCAAGUCGGCACCUACAAGGCUAUGUUCGCGUGCGGCCGGGCCAAGCUGAUCGUCGAGUGA
Dermacentor albipictus is the source of this 719-nucleotide messenger RNA. Lineage: Eukaryota; Metazoa; Arthropoda; Arachnida; Ixodida; Ixodidae. The record is from RefSeq and is a predicted model, not a curated record.